Messenger RNA from Brassica rapa (field mustard), 1472 nucleotides. RefSeq names its product INO80 complex subunit B. NCBI's taxonomy places the organism in Eukaryota, Viridiplantae, Streptophyta, Magnoliopsida, Brassicales, Brassicaceae. Gene Ontology annotation, biological process: chromatin remodeling. The record is from RefSeq and is a predicted model, not a curated record. Gene Ontology annotation, cellular component: Ino80 complex.
UAUUGAUCGCCUUACGCUUUUACCUCCGACAAGGAAACGCUGUGUCGUCUUCGCCGGCGACGUUCAAAAGAGGCGGCAAUGGAAGUGAAAAGCCCUAAAAAGAAAAAAAAAACGAGGGAAAAUCAGAAAGAAAAAACAAAUAGAGAAGAUAAAGAACUGGAAGCACAAACAUGUCUUCUCCCACUUAAACCCAAUCUCCACACACUUCAUUCCUCUUUCUCAACAACUCCACCUAGGGGGUUUCUGUCUCCUUCUUCUUCCCUCUUGUUUUGUCGUACAAUUUGAAGAUAAUGGAGCCAGUCUCUGAAGGUUCAACUUCUACCUUAUCUGGCUUCAUGGAUAGGAGAAGGAGAAGCCCUCUGAUUCGUCGACCUCGUGAUAUAAAAGGGAGCUUGCAUAGUUUCACUUUCAUGCCACCCUCAAGUGACAACUCUCUGAAACUGAAGCUUAAGCUUGGCGGUGGCCUUACUCGUACUAUCCAAACCAACUCAGAGGCGGGUGUUUAUACCGAUAAUGAGAUAUGUGUUCAGAAAACUAUGUAUCUAAGAGAGAUACAUCAGUCCAUGACCGAAAAGACCAAACGAGGUCUUAAAAAACGUUUGCUGGAUCAAGAACAAGACAGUGAUGAUGAGGAGAUUAGAUACCUCGUUAAGUUAAAGUCUAAAAGGAUCACAAGGGAUUAUCAGACAAACAUGGAAGACGGAGAACAUCUCUCAUCAGACAAACAUGCUGUAACUGAAAGGCAUAAGCUGAAGAUGGGAACGGUUGAUUCGCUUGUGGAAGGAUCAACAAGUGGACACGUUCCUACUACACGCACCCGGGCUCCCACCGGGUCAAGUCCUCUUGAGUUUCCUGAUGGCUUACCUUGCCCCUCUUCUAAAAGACAAAAGCAAAAGCUGUCUGAGGUAGAGCAACAAUCCAAGAAGGCUGAAGCUGCACAGAGACGAAGAAUGCUGUCUGAAAAGGCUGCUCAAGAAGCUGAGGCUGAAGCUAUCAGGAAGAUACUUGGGCAAGACUCAGGGAGAAAGAAGAAAGAGGAGAAGAUUAAGAAACAACAAGAAGAACGAGCUCAGGAGAGAGCUACAAGAGCAAGCACACUCGCAUCAAACACUGUCAGAUUAGUUAUUGGUCCGAGUGGAACAACUUUGACAUUUUCUGAAGACAUUGGUCUUCCAGAUAUCUUCAAGCCAAUCACCUGCAGUUAUCCUCCUCCACGUGAGAAAUGCGUGGGGCCAAACUGUGAGAACUCGUACAAGUACAGGGACUCGAAGUCGAAGCUACCACUAUGCAGUCUCAGUUGUUACAAGGCUAUGCAACAACCUUUGAUUCAUUGCUAAUUGCUUAACAGAGUUUUGUUCAAAAUGUAUUAUUACACACGUAAUUGUUUCUUUUAACAUGCACAAACCUUCGCCUAUUUCACUGAAACAUUCAUCACCAGCAAACCAAUUCAAUUGACGACAAAUUUUGCUUAA